This is a messenger RNA of Neurospora hispaniola, 1176 nucleotides long. Its product is annotated as polygalacturonase precursor. The record is from RefSeq and is a predicted model, not a curated record. The coding region runs from base 1 to 1176 and encodes 391 amino acids. Gene Ontology annotation, cellular component: extracellular region. Gene Ontology annotation, molecular function: polygalacturonase activity. The transcript has 3 exons. NCBI's taxonomy places the organism in Eukaryota, Fungi, Ascomycota, Sordariomycetes, Sordariales, Sordariaceae. Gene Ontology annotation, biological process: pectin catabolic process.
AUGAGAAUCACCGCCUCUCUUUUGCCAGCCUUCCUCGGAAGUGCGAUGGCAGCCUCGAUCCCAUCAACAUCGGGCAGCCACAUAGCGUCCUCGUCCUGCACCUUCAGCGGCUCAACUGGCUUCGACCUCCUCUCCAAAGGACACAGCUCCUGCAAAGAGAUCGUCAUCUCCGACCUCCAAGUACCCGCGGGCAAGACUCUCAACCUAGACAAGCUCAAUCCAGGAACGACAGUCACCUUUGCCGGCAAAACCACGUUCCCUUACCUUUCCUCCGGCUGGGAGGGCCCCCUCCUCUCCAUCUCCUCCUCCUCCAAGCUGACCAUCCGCGGCCUCUCUUCCUCUGUGUUGUACGGCAGCGGCGAAAAGUACUGGGACGGUUUGGGACAAAAGGGACCCAUCAAGAAACCCAAGUUCUUCCAGGUGCACAAUCUUGAGGAUUCCGUGAUCGAGGGUGUCACGAUCCUCAAUGCACCAGUGCAGGUGAUGAGUAUCAACGGAUGCAAGAACUUGACGGUGACAGGAUUCACACUUGACAACAAGGCGGGUGAUGGAGACUGGAAGGCCGGUAAAGGAGGAAGAAACACGGAUGCCUUUGAUAUUGGGUCAUCCAGUAACGUGGUGAUUGACGGCGCGAAGGUGUAUAACCAGGAUGAUUGUGUGGCUAUUAAUUCGGGCACGGAUAUCACUUUCCGCAAUGGUCUUUGCUCGGGUGGCCAUGGUCUGUCUAUUGGUUCCGUGGGCGGUAGAAGCGAUAACACCGUCAAGAAUGUCCUGUUUGAGAACUCAGUGAUUGCGAACUCAGAGAACGGAAGCAUAGAUUCUAACGCUGCGAUUUGCGAUACCUCAGGCGCCCGAAUCAAGACCAAUUACGGAACCACGGGUCUCGUCUCCAACAUCACUUACCGCAAUGUCAAGCUCCAAAACAUCACCAAAUACGGCAUCAUGGUUGACCAGUCCUACGGUUCUUCCUCUAAGAACGCGUCGCCAACUAAUGGUGUGCCUAUCACCGGGUUUACACUUUCCAACGUGACGGGAAAUGUUCUGUCCUCUGGCACUAACAUCUUUAUCAACUGCGGCGAUGGAUCUUGUAAGCAAUUUGGAUGGAACCAAGUUGAUAUCAAGGGUGGGAAGAAGAGCUCCAAGUGCUUGAGAGUUCCGUCGGGCGCGUGGUGUUAG